Messenger RNA from Entamoeba invadens IP1, 1185 nucleotides. RefSeq names its product acetate kinase, putative. Gene Ontology annotation, molecular function: acetate kinase activity. Gene Ontology annotation, biological process: phosphorylation; acetate metabolic process. The record is from RefSeq and is a predicted model, not a curated record. Lineage: Eukaryota; Evosea; Mastigamoebida; Endamoebidae. Bases 1 to 1185 code for a protein of 394 amino acids. The transcript has a single exon.
AUGCCACAUAUCUUAGUAUUUAAUGUCGGAAGUUCCUCUCUCACGUAUAAAUUGUUUGAAAAUACAAAAGAAAUUAUUAAAGGGAAAGCCAACAGAGUGAAUGUUACUGGUGCUGAACUCCCUUUCAUCGAGCACCACAUCAACGGAAAAACAAUUACAAUAGAGACCGGCCCUCUUAACCAUCAAGAAGCUGCUCGACUCAUCAUUAAAUUUUUGAAAGAGAACAAAUUUACUAUUGAUAUUGUUGGUCACAGAUUUGUACACGGCGGGUCUUAUUUCAAGACUUCUGCUGUGAUUGAAGGUCCCGUGUUAAAGGAGUUAAAAAGUUGCAUACCAUUAGCACCAAUACACAACCCUGCAAGCUACUCUGUAAUUGAAGUUGCUCUGACCGAACUACCCAACACAAAGCAGUACGUUGCGAUUGACACUGCCUUCCACUCAACAAUCAAUAAGACACAGAGAACUUACGCAAUUCCAGAACCAUUUCAAAGUCAAUAUCUCAAAUUUGGGUUUCAUGGCUUGUCGUACGAAUUUGUGUUGACUUCACUGAAAGAGAGAAUGGACGUUGACAAACUCAAAAUUGUAGCGUGCCACCUUGGGACUGGUGGAUCGAGCUGUUGUGCUAUUUUAAAUGGAAAGUCGUAUGAUACAUCAAUGGGCAAUUCAACACUUGCUGGAUUGGUCAUGUCAACUCGUUGCGGAGACAUAGAUCCGUCGAUACCAAUUAACAUUGUCGAACAAAUUGGGAUUCAAAAAACGGUCGAUUUACUAAACAAAAGAAGUGGGCUUUUUGGUGUUUCCGAGACUUCAUGUGAUAUCAGAGACUUACUGAAAGAAAUCAAAGAAAAUGGACAAAAGGCGGAAAAGUGCGCCUUGGCUUUCGACUUGUAUAUCAAUCAGCUUACAAAGACUAUAGGAGGGUUGAUGGUUGAAAUUGGGGGGCUUGACAUGUUAGUAUUUACUGACCAAGUUGGGCUCGAAGUGCCAGAGGUGAGAAAAGCUGUUUGUAAUAAGUUGGAGUUUCUUGGGGUGGAACUUGACUCGGAGAAAAAUGAGAAGUCAAGAGGAAAGGAAAUAGAGUUUAUAUCGACGGAGAAAAGCCGAAUGAAAAUAUGUGUUGUUCCGAACGAUGAGGAACUUGUCAUAUUGAAAAAGGGGAGUGAGCUUUUUCAGUUUUGCAAUUGA